Messenger RNA from Nomia melanderi (Alkali bee), 1883 nucleotides. RefSeq names its product ubiquitin-like protein 7. Gene Ontology annotation, cellular component: cytosol. Gene Ontology annotation, biological process: ubiquitin-dependent protein catabolic process. Gene Ontology annotation, molecular function: polyubiquitin modification-dependent protein binding. NCBI's taxonomy places the organism in Eukaryota, Metazoa, Arthropoda, Insecta, Hymenoptera, Halictidae. The record is from RefSeq and is a predicted model, not a curated record.
CGAGAGAUCGUUCAUCGAUUCGAUACAUUUUUGAAUACGUUUGUAUUUUGUAAAUUAGAAUUUCAAUAAAUUAAGAAUUAUAUAAAAAUUGAAAAUUAUCUAAUAUUUAUAUGUAAAAAAUUCUUUAAUAUAUUUCAUUAAAUAAUAAUAUACAUGUGAACAAAUGGAAAGUAAAGAAUGGUAGAAGUGUAAUAUGUUUGGUUACAUAGCCUAUACCUUGUUUGUAGUAAAUUCGUAUGCUUCGAGUGGCGAAACCGUCUGAUUGUGUUUUAUAAUAUUGACUUUUAUUGACAAUAAUGAGUUCAGAAAUAAUCCUAGGAUUACGGUUGGACUUUCAAUCUUUAACUACAAUUAAAUUAAACAAUGUUAAUUUUAAAAAUAAAGUCAAAGACUUGAAAUCUGAAACAGCUAGAAGAGUUAACCUAACAAAGGAAUCAUUUGAAUUAAUUUAUUGUGGUUGCAUUCUUGAGGAUGAGGUCACAUUAGAAUCAUGUGGAUUAAAAAAUGGUGCAAUGGUACACGUAUUGAAAAAAAAGGAACCAGAAACACCCACAGCACCUAAACAUAUCUCAGAAGAAAGUAUUUUACAACUUGCAUCUGCAUUUAAAUCAUUUAAAGAGAAUCCUGCACUGAGAAGUGCAUUAUAUCGAAUAGGUAAAAAAUCAGAAGUAAUAACUAAUAUUAUUUCAUCCUCUCCCGGAUUACAUGAAGAUGCUGUGGCAAUUGCUAUUUUCCAAAAUCCUGACUUAAUGGCACAUUUCACAGAUGUGGAUACAGUCAGAAGGUUUGCAGAGGCACAUCCAGUUUUAGUAGAAGCAGCACAAAAUAUAGCUGCAGCUGUUCAUGAAGAAGCUCAUAACAAUGCAAGUGCUGCAUCUAACAAUUCUGUAUCUAACACACAACCUUCUGCUUAUUCCUAUAACUUGGAUAAUUUGAGUGAUGAUGAAGAAAUGGCGGGAGAUUCUUCUCAAUCUUCAGACUCUACACAGCCAUCAAAUCCAUUCACCAAUCCAUCAAAUACUACGAUUACUGCUGCACAGCUUGCAGCAGCAGUUUCUAGAGCAAGGGCUAGAAGUUUUCCUCUUUCCAAUUCACCUUCUUCCACCUCAGGCGGCAGCACAAAUUCUGGUGUGAUAACUACAGAAAUGUUCAAUCAAGCUAUGCAACAGGCUUCUGUAGCAACCACGGGUUUAAUCAGUGACCCUAUAUUGCCACCAAUUUUACCACCAAUUUUACCACCUGUAUUACCUCAGUUUACAGACUUGCAGAGACAAUUAGCACAGAUGCAUGAAAUAGGACUUCAAGAUGAUACAAUAAAUAUUCAAGCAUUACAAUUUACGAAUGGUGAUGUUCAGGCAGCUAUUGAAUUAGUGUUCAGUGGUUUUAGUAAUAAUUAGGUUUAUUAAAUUAACACUUCCAUAUUAUAAAACGAUUGUAACUGUACAGCUGAAUGAUUUAUUUUUACAAGUGAAUAUAAGCCAGCCGUGUAAUCAUUUCUUUAAUCCUAUUAUUCACUUUGGGUGAUAUUCUUAGUUAAUUGAUUGUUCAUACGUGAGAAAUGAACAAAUUAUUUCCUGGUAGAUGAUGAAAAAACGUUAUAAAUACGUUUCUUAUAAUAUCAAUCCUAAGCAAAUUUAUUUGCAUAUUUAGCCAUUUUUUUCUGAUACAUUUUUGCUAAUGUCGUCAUUAGACUAAAAACGAUUCUUCAACAUCAACCUUAACGACGUAAGCAAUAAUAAAUAAUUCUUUAGAAAUAUUCUAUAGCAAUGAAAUAAUAAAUUUUUAAUACUUUGUAGUAAAGAAACUCGAAAAGCUCUUGCUUCAUUUAUGCUCGAAUUAAUUUUCAAUAUUAUUUUCAUCUCCUGCGAUCUCAAAUAUUACAU